AUGGCUGACGCGAUGGACGAGGAGGCAUUGAUCGAUGCCGUGGCCGUCCUCAAGCUCGCAAACCCUGGCGCGACCGCAAAGGAGGUGCACGAUCUGCUGACCAAGCUGGACGGCUGGGCCGACGAGUCGCUCAGUCGUGUGAAAAAGGCCUGCUCCAAAGCUGGGAAACGCGGGCUCACAGAGAAGCAGGAGCAGUGCACGGGCGCCGCCGAGGCCAUCCGCCCGGAAGCGAAUCGCUUUCCUGUCGUUGACGAGGCGGCUGCGCGGGCUGCCGGCCUGAACGACACUGGGAUGGCGACGCUGCGGCGCUACGAAGCGGCCGCCACGGCGGGCGAUGUGGAUAUGCAGUAUCGGCUCGGCUGCAGCGAUGAGAUGAUCGGCAUCGGGCCAGCCACCACGUGGUUGCGCAUCGCCGCCGAAGGAGGCCACGCGAAGGCCCAGUACAACCUCGCGUGCGCGUACAAGAGCGGUGAGGGUGCUCCCGUCGAUUACAAGGAGUCGGCACGAUGGAACCGCGCGGCCGCCGAGCAGGGGCAUACGGAGGCGCAGUGCAAUCUCGGACUGUCGUACUGCAAGGGCCAAGGCGUGGCGCAGAGCUAUGCAGAUGCAAAGGGCUGGCUCGAAAAGGCAGCGGCGCAGGGCGACGAGUUGGCAGCGCAUGAGCUAGGGAAGGUGCAAAUGGCACUGGCAGUCCAGGCACGAGGGCACAUCGCUAUGUUUAGUGGCCGCGAGGUUGCCACAGGCUUAGAGAAGAAUCGUUGA
Messenger RNA from Emiliania huxleyi CCMP1516, 762 nucleotides. RefSeq lists its product as hypothetical. The transcript has a single exon. The record is from RefSeq and is a predicted model, not a curated record. NCBI's taxonomy places the organism in Eukaryota, Haptophyta, Isochrysidales, Noelaerhabdaceae. Gene Ontology annotation, molecular function: protein binding. Bases 1 to 762 code for a protein of 253 amino acids.